AUGGCCGACGAGUCUCCCGAGCUUACUCCCGAGGUCAUUGAGGCCCGGAAGGACUUGUGUACCAAAGUAUCUCGCCGGUAUGUAGAGCUCAGCCGCGAAGUCUACAAGCCGGCGUUCCGAGAUUCACCGAUCACGCGCCGGCUGGGGCGAAUCGACUUUGAUCUUCUCCGAUUCCUAGGGCUAUGCGUGUAUGUUCUGAGGCAAUCUCGCGAUAUGGAUUACUGGCCCAGCCCCUUCUUUCUAGGCCAGCUUGAGGUGGUGUCAAAAUUUGCAGACAUCGACAGCUGGGUCGCCGAGUUCGGGCCCGAGAUCCUGCCUACACUAGGGAAAGAGUGGCUUCCUAGCAAUUGUCCCUCUCGGCUGAUCACUCUGCAGGAUGCUACCGUGCAGCGCAUUGUCCGCGGGAUCGUGCAGCAGUACCUCGGCGUGGAGGCAGCAGACCGGAUGGGGAUCGACAAUCUCCCCACGGCACCUCGGUCGCGCCAAGAAAACGAAACCUGUCUGAUCUGCCAGCAGUCGCUCGCGGAAACGCAAAGAGAGCCUCUCGAGUGGUGCAAGAUCCAGUGUGGCUACGCCUUCCAUUCCCGAUGUGUGAUAGAAUGGUUUGCGUCCCCGCAUUUGGUGCACUCUCCGGCCCGAUGUCCACAUUGUCGCCAGCUAUGGCUCGCGCCAAUGGUGGGCCUGCUGGGUAGUGUCUGGCGAGAGGAUCUGUCGCUGGCAUUAUUCAUUCUUUCUCUUUCAUCGUAG
Molecule: messenger RNA, 747 nt
Organism: Aspergillus japonicus CBS 114.51
Lineage: Eukaryota; Fungi; Ascomycota; Eurotiomycetes; Eurotiales; Aspergillaceae
Exons: 2
Coding region: 1-747 (248 amino acids)
Source: RefSeq, a predicted model, not a curated record